Molecule: messenger RNA, 588 nt
Organism: Galendromus occidentalis (western predatory mite)
Lineage: Eukaryota; Metazoa; Arthropoda; Arachnida; Mesostigmata; Phytoseiidae
Exons: 1
Coding region: 1-588 (195 amino acids)
Biological process (GO): DNA integration; DNA recombination
Molecular function (GO): DNA binding
Source: RefSeq, a predicted model, not a curated record
AUGGAUACGUGGGGACCGUCCGACGACCUACCUCUGCUUCACGCAGCAUACCGCUCACUCCUCCUCCUCCUGCUGACUUCGGCCGCCCGCAUCGGCGAAAUGGCCGAUCUCACAUAUCCGCCUAUCGCGCGCAACCCGCACGAAUGGGAAUUCGCCCGCGGCCGUGGUCUCACGAAAACAAGCCGUCAAGGACACCACGAACCCUCGCUCGUGGUAAAAGCGUUCCCCUCGAACAUUCUCCGAUGCCCGAUAUCUGCUCUAGAGAGAUACACCAUUCUUACGGAACCGCAUCGUCAACAGUCCGGGCCUUUGUUCCUCACUUCACGGAAACCAUUCCAUCCUGCAACCAAAGACACACUCGCGCGUUGGGUCAAAGCAACCCUAAACGCCGCCGGCAUUGACAUCCAAUCAUAUACCGCGCACUCGACGCGAGCAGCUUCGACCACCGCAGCUCACCAACGAGGAGUUCAACUACACGACAUCCUUCGCACCGCCCAUUGGACCGGCGCAUCGACCUUCCAUAACUACUACUACCGACCACCCCCCUCCUCCGCCAUAGCCUCCGCCGUGCUCGAUCCACCACGUUAA